ACGAAGAUUCGCAGUGAAUGGGGUGGGGGCAUCGGGUCGAAAAGCCGUUUGUGGCAACCACCAUGGAGCAAGAAAUCAGCGCAGUAGUGGAACGGCGAUACAGUGGAAUAAAGGAGCAGCUGGAAGACAAAGUAAUUGAACCGGAUCCUUUACCAGCCGGGGUACAGAGCAUGAUUGGUGCAGCACCCGAAGCACUCCGACAGCAUGGGUGGACCGGAUUGAAAGGUCUUCCGCUGGACGGGUUGCAAUUCCUGGCAAACACAGAAUGGCUGCACAUGAGAUUGGACCCACGCGACCCAAUGAAAUACAACAUGUACAUCCACAAAGACAGGCACGUGCUCGUCUUCGAAGAACCAACAAACUACUGCUGCAUAUUUCUUUGCCCUGGCAAUCGACCUUUCGACAUGCCGGGAAGACGUUCCGAAGACACAGUCAUGGUGCUCCGAAGGCCUCUUCGCUGGGAAAGCGCUGUCUGCGGCUGCUUCUGUUGCUGCUGCCUGCAGAAGAUGAUCGUGGAGGCUCCGGAAAGUCAAGUAGUUGGCUACGUGCAGGAGAACUGCAGCAUCUUUCGCUCCUUAUUUACUAUCCUCGAUGCCCAUAAAGAGCCUGUGCUUAAAGUGGGCGGCGUCAAAACCUGGUCAAUUCUUCCCUGCUGUCCAGCGAAAAAAGCUUUCGGGAUUGAAACUAAAGACCGAUCCCAUGUGAUUGGAUAUAUAAUCUUCGAUUCUGUGCCAGAAGUGGCGAAACGUUUGCAGCGUUUCAUAGUCGCCUAUCCCAAGGACCUCGACGUUGGAGUUAAAGCCACUCUCAUUGGCUGCGCAAUGCUGCUAAGAGAAUUAUGCGAAAUGGAUGUCGUAGAACCGCCGAUGCGGAUCUUCGAGGGACCUGUGGAGGAUCUCUAUUCGGGCCCCAUAGAUCGGUGCCGACUGUACACGCUGCUUCCUGGUUCCCUCAGCAAGAAAGAUAUUCAGCGCUUGGUCCCAGAAUCCACGAAGCAUGUGAUUGAAAAAGCGCGCACGCUGAAGGCUGGAGUCUGGGCUGUUCCAGCCAUCUACGCGGGAAAGAAGGAUAAAAAGGAAGAUGUGGACGUUCCUUUGAAGUAUUACGCAAACGACAACUAUAGAUGCUCUGUGCAAAGCCCGAACGUGUAG
Molecule: messenger RNA, 1151 nt
Organism: Ornithodoros turicata
Lineage: Eukaryota; Metazoa; Arthropoda; Arachnida; Ixodida; Argasidae
Product: phospholipid scramblase 2-like
Exons: 8
Coding region: 18-1151 (377 amino acids)
Biological process (GO): plasma membrane phospholipid scrambling
Cellular component (GO): plasma membrane
Molecular function (GO): phospholipid scramblase activity
Source: RefSeq, a predicted model, not a curated record